GCGUCGCCGGAGACUGACGUCGCCGGGGUCCGGCGUCGCGUCCUGGGCUGUCCGGCGGCGGCGGCUGAGGCUGAGGCCAUGGCAGCGGAUACCGAGUGGGUUUGAAGGCUCAGGGCUGCUCCCUCCGGCGGGACGUCGGGGCCCGAAGCCCGCGCUGCAGCGCCCGCGCCCGCUCCCUCCCCCUCCCCCGUGGCUGCCGGGCCGGGCGGAGGCGGACGCGGUGGCGGAGGCGGAGGCCGGGGACUGGCCGCCCUGCUGGCUCCCGGCUCGGCCCGGCGGCGGUGCGCUCGGAGCGGAGGCCGCGUCGGUAGUGAAAGCGAAUACUGAAGACUAGAAUCUCAAGAUGAGUAAAAAGCCCCCAAAUCGUCCUGGAAUCACAUUUGAGAUCGGUGCUCGUUUGGAGGCACUGGACUACUUACAGAAAUGGUAUCCAUCACGAAUUGAAAAAAUCGACUAUGAGGAGGGCAAGAUGUUAGUCCAUUUUGAGCGCUGGAGUCAUCGCUAUGAUGAGUGGAUUUAUUGGGAUAGUAACAGGUUGCGGCCCCUCGAGCGGCCUGCGCUGAGGAAAGAAGGACUCAAAGAUGACGACGACUUCUUUGAUUUUAAAGCUGGAGAGGAAGUUCUGGCCCGUUGGACAGACUGUCGAUACUACCCUGCCAAGAUUGAAGCCAUUAACAAGGAAGGAACAUUCACAGUUCAGUUUUAUGAUGGAGUAAUCCGUUGUUUAAAAAGAAUGCAUAUUAAAGCCAUGCCCGAGGAUGCUAAGGGGCAGUUUGUGUUCCAGGUGAGAUCCCAACACCCACUUAGCUGGUGUUGUCCUAGCGACCCAGCUGGACCGUGUAACCAGUCUAUGGGAAGUGAGGAUUGGAUAGCUUUAGUCAAAGCGGCUGCUGCAGCUGCAGCCAAGAAUAAAACAGGGAAUAAGCCUCGAGCCAGCGCUAACAGCAACAAAGAGAAAGAGAAAGAGAAAGAGAAAGAGAAAGAUGAAAGAAAAUGGUUUAAAGUACCUUCAAAGAAGGAAGAGACUUCCAGCUCUAAAGCCGCAGCAGAAGCUGACAAGAAAGAAGAUCUGCCCACAUCUAGUGAGCCCUUCGUAGGACUUCAUGUAGAGAACGUUCCAAAGAUGGUCUUUCCACAGCCAGAGAAUACAUUGUCGAACAAGAGGAAAAAUAAUCAAGGCAACUCAUUUCAGGCAAAGAGAGCCCGACUGAACAAGAUUACUGGUUUGUUGGCAUCCAAAGCUGUUGGGGUGGAUGGUGCCGAGAAAAAGGAAGACCACAGUGAAGCGGCUCCAUUGCUGGAGCAGGCGAUUUCACCUAAACCUCAAAGUCAGAAAAAAAAUGAAGCUGACAUUAGCAGUUCUGCCAACACUCAGAAACCUGCACUGUUAUCCUCAACUUUGUCUUCAGGAAAGGCUCGCAGCAAGAAAUGCAAACAUGAAUCUGGAGAUUCUGCUGGGUGUAUAAAGCCCCCUAAAUCACCACUUGCCCCAGAAUUAAUACAAGUCGAGGAUUUGACGCUUGUAUCUCAGCUUUCUUCUUCAGUGAUAAAUAAAACUAGUUCUCCACAGCCUGUGAACCCCCCUAGACCUUUCAAGCAUAGUGAGCGGAGAAGACGGUCCCAGCGUUUAGCCACCUUGCCCAUGCCUGAUGACUCUGUAGAAAAGGUUUCUCCUCCCUCUCCAGCCACUGAUGGGAAAGUAUUCUCUGUCAGUUCUCAAAAUCCACAAGAGUCUACAGUACCAAAGGUGCCUGAUGUUACUCAUUUGUCACUUGAGAAGCUGGGACCCUGUCUCCCUCUUGACUUAAGUCGUGGUUCAGAAGUGACAGCACCGCUAGCCACGGAUUCCUCUUCCCAUAAGGAGAGUCCCAGCAUAGAGAAGGAAGAGGCGCAGCUGCUUACACAUCCUCCUUGCAAAGCAAUAGCUGAUGGAAAAGGGACUCCGCUAACAUCAGGAAUUUCGAAAACAGAAAAAAAAGUGAAAGUGGAAGAAAAAAGCUCAACAUCUUUUGGUAAGAGAAAAGAAAAGGAUAAGGAAAAAAGAGAGAAGCGAGAAAAAGAUCACUACAAACCAAAACAGAAGAAGAAGAAGAAAAAGAAGAAAAAAUGUAAGCAUCCUGAUUACUCAGACUAUGAAGAUAGUUCCCUAGAAUUUUUGGAAAGAUGCUCUUCUCCACUAACUCGAUCCUCUGGGAGUUCUCUUGCUCUGCGAAGCAUGUUCACGGAGAAAAAUGCAGCUUACCAGUAUCCAAGGGCAAUUUUGUCAGUUGAUCUUAGUGGUGAAAACUUGUCAGAUGUGGACUUCCUAGAUGAUUCCUCAACAGAGAGUUUGCUUCUGAGUGGAGAUGAGUACAAUCAGGACUUUGAUUCCACCAACUUUGAAGAGUCCCAGGAUGAGGAUGACGCUCUGAAUGAAAUUGUGCGGUGUGUCUGUGAAAUGGACGAGGAGAACGGCUUCAUGAUCCAGUGUGAAGAGUGCUUAUGCUGGCAACACAGCUUGUGCAUGGGCUUGCUGGAGGAGAGCAUUCCUGAGCAGUACCUCUGCUACGUGUGCCGAGACCCUCCUGGUCAGAGGUGGAACGCCAAAUAUCGUUACGAUAAGGACUGGUUGAAUAACGGGAGAAUGUGUGGGCUGUCAUUUUUAAAAGAAAAUUAUUCUCAUCUCAAUGCCAAAAAGAUCGUCUCGACACAUCAUCUGCUUGCUGAUGUCUACGGUGUCACAGAAGUGCUGCGUGGAUUGCAGCUGAAGAUUGGAAUACUCAAGAAUAAGCAUCAUCCUGACCUUCGUCUCUGGGCUUGUUCUGGAAAGCUGGAAGACCGAGACCACGUAGUGUCUGGAGCAGAGAAAGCAACAACAGCGCGAGACACAGCUCCCCCAGAAGAGAAAGAAUGCUCUGGACAGAGCCCUAGCGAGCCGCCUCGUUUGCCCUUUCACAUGGAGGGAACAUACAUAACAAGUGAGCAUAGCUACCAGAAACCACAGACUUUUGGUCCAGACUGUAGAUUUCCUGCAGACCCUGGUAGCUCAGAUGAUGAUGAUGUGAGUAGUUUGGAAGAACACGAAUUCCACAUGAGAGAUGAAAACCAUUUGCAGUAUUUAGUAAAAGAAGACGGAAGGCCCGAAAAGAAGAGUCCAGCCGCCAUGUUUGUGUAUGACGACGAGAAGGAGACUGAGGACCCAGGAGACUCCCAUCUGCAGUGGCAGCUCAACCUCCUCACGCACAUAGAGAACGUGCAGAAUGAAGUCACCAGCAGGAUGGACUCAAUAGAAAAAGAAGUUGAUGUUCUGGAAAGUUGGCUUGAUUUCACAGGGGAGCUGGAGCCACCUGACCCUCUUGCAAGACUGCCCCAACUUAAGCGCCACAUCAAACAGCUGCUGCUUGACAUGGGCAAAGUUCAGCAGAUAGCAACGCUUUGCUCUGUAUGACAACGGUGCAGACCAAGUAAAAGGAAUAUGACUCGCUUCAAUCAAAUAAGUUUUGCUGUCCACCUAGGACAUGGAUAGUUAAAAUAAGUGGAUAGUCACAAAGCUUAGUGAUUCUUGGUCAUUACCUGUUUCCUAACAACACAAUGGAUGCACCAUGGAAAAGAUCGUAAUGUCUUACACGCCAAGGAUCAAUGAAGCAGAAUGUGAUCUGUCCUGAGGUAAUCAGAUUAGCAGGGUUUUGGAACAGUCGCUCACAUGAAGCUCAAGAUACCAAUAGAAAGAAAGAAGGUCAAGGUAGCUCGUAACGUAGUUUUUAAUAGGAAAAGCCAUGUCUGUUAACCAGCAUUUGGCCCAAAGCAGAAUUGCUGGGGAACUGUGAGCCCGGAGAACCGGAGAGUUCGAGAAGCUUGUCAUAAGAACUGUUUUCCUUUGCAGCUGAUCCAGCUCAACCAAAAUUCGGACCAUUUCAACUUCAUAGGAUCAUGAAUUAUUUCUUAGGUGAUAAAUGUACUUAAUCAGAAAACUGACAGUAGGAGUCUCACUUCUGAAGAAAAUAAUUGUGGAAUUUUUAUUUCAUUAUGAAUUUGGGUUUUUUUUGUUUUGUUUUGUUUUUUUAAAAAGAAAAAAAAAACACAUUUAUUUGCAGGCAUUAAGCCCAUUAAAAACAAAAUGGCUUGCAGGAAGGGUCAGUGCCAAAUGAUGACGAUAGUGCUGGAAAGACAAUUCUAAAUCUUUUGAGAAUUCUCCAACCCCGACCCUGACAUAAGGCCACCAGUCCAGCAGAGACGUGUGUGUCGCAUAUACCAUGUAGCGUAUAUAGUUGAAUCACAAGUAUUCAGGCGUCAGCGUACAGCUUGAUCCUGAGUAUACUUUCCUGUUUGCCUUCAGAAAAGAAAAAUUGUAAAUAGCCUCAGCUGGGAUGAGGAGUGACAAAAAUAAAAUAAUCUGUGGCUGUGGAUUUUUUUAACUGCUGAUGGUAUCCUAGUACUGGAAAAAGUUUCACUUCUGAAGAUGAAUUUUAUUUUUUAAAAAUAACAUGCACACCCCAAAUUAGCUUUGCCCACAAAUGGAUAAAGUCCUGAAACCAAAGGCAACCAAGUUGCUGUCAUAGCUCUUGCUGGCCGGUGAGCCCAGGCCUUCCUGUCUACCCGUGCUCGUGUGAAGUGACCGUGCUGCCCCGUGCCCCACACGCGGUGUGUGGUGUGCAGUGUGCGUGACUCUGUGCUUGUUUGAGACAAACGCUCAACGUACAUAUGUACAUGAUCACACAUAUUUCUGCGUGCACACAUCUAGUUUUAUUACUAUAUAAGAGUCGGUGGUUAACAUGAAAUGUUACCUUUUAAUAGACUUGUUUUUAAAAAUUAAAAAUUGUAUGUACAGGUUUUGAAACUUUUUUAAAAAGGGGGAACACUUAAGAGGAGGCUAUUUGGUGACAUAACACUUGAAUAUUUUAUGCCUCAUUCUGUGUAUCAGUUCUAGCGAUCUGUAUAAAUGCGUUUUAGAACUGAUAGACAGUAAACUUGAAUUUAUCUUUGAUAAGAAUACAUGCCACUGUACAUUCAGAUAUUAUUUAAAUUCGCACACACACUGUUCGAUAUGUAAGGUACUGUAUGUAAAACUCGUUAUUAAAACUAUUCCACAUAA
Messenger RNA from Erinaceus europaeus (western European hedgehog), 5071 nucleotides. RefSeq names its product PHD finger protein 20 like 1 (gene PHF20L1). The transcript is spliced from 21 exons. Gene Ontology annotation, biological process: regulation of transcription by RNA polymerase II. Gene Ontology annotation, cellular component: NSL complex. The record is from RefSeq and is a predicted model, not a curated record. NCBI's taxonomy places the organism in Eukaryota, Metazoa, Chordata, Mammalia, Eulipotyphla, Erinaceidae. The coding region runs from base 344 to 3427 and encodes 1027 amino acids.